GUCAGUCGCAAGAAAGUUAUCAACGAUAUAGUUUGUUGGCACGAAUUUUAACAUAAAUAAUUAAAAAUGGUGUUGACUCUAUACAAAUUGGACGCUAGCCCGCCAGUCCGCGCCGUAUAUAUGACCAUUGAAAUACUGAAUAUCCCCGAUGUACAGUACGUGGAUACCAAUUUAUUUAAAGGAGAGCAUCUCACUGAACAGUUUCUACAGAUUAAUCCUCAACACACUAUUCCAACAUUGAAAGACGAUGACUUCAUAGUUUGGGACAGUCACGCUAUCUGCGGAUAUUUAGCUACGAAGUACGGCAAAGAUGAUUCUUUUUACCCGACGGAUCUGAAGAAGAGAGCGAUUAUCGAACAGAGAUUGCAUUUCGAUAGCGGCAUAUUAUUCCCGACGAUCCGUGGUACUUUGGAGCCCAUACUUUUCUUUGGCAACAAGAACGUCAAAGAGGAAGAUGUUAAGAAAAUAAACUCGGCCUAUGCGCUUAUAGAAAAAUUCUUCAACUCGCAGUGGAUAGCUGGGAACGAAAUUACAAUAGCUGAUAUUUGUUGCGUUUCCAGCAUCAGUACUUUGAAUGAAAUCAUACCGAUUGACAGGAAUCUGUACCCUAAUCUACAGGCGUGGCUGGAUCGCUUCUCUGGUGAAGAUUUCUACAAAAAAGGCAACGAGCCAGGCUUGUUGCAACUGAGCGAAUUGUUGAAGUCAAAACUCGCAUCAUAGGAGAAAUUAAAUUAUCUUGCCUAUUUAAUACAAAAAUGACAAUUAAAAAUAGAUAAAAACACAACGUACACUAAAAUUACUUCAUAAAUAAAAAGAAAAAGCUUACAUUCAAGUAGAUACAAUUGGAAAUAUAUUAAUAAAUUACAUAAACAUAGAAAUAAACGCACGAACUAUAUAG
This is a messenger RNA of Achroia grisella, 898 nucleotides long. Its product is annotated as glutathione S-transferase 1-like. Gene Ontology annotation, molecular function: glutathione transferase activity. Gene Ontology annotation, biological process: glutathione metabolic process. The transcript has 6 exons. The record is from RefSeq and is a predicted model, not a curated record. Bases 67 to 720 code for a protein of 217 amino acids. Lineage: Eukaryota; Metazoa; Arthropoda; Insecta; Lepidoptera; Pyralidae.